This is a messenger RNA of Heterobilharzia americana, 552 nucleotides long. NCBI's taxonomy places the organism in Eukaryota, Metazoa, Platyhelminthes, Trematoda, Strigeidida, Schistosomatidae. The record is from the annotation of a GenBank genome assembly.
AUGUUCAUUAUUCAGUAUUUCAUUGAUCAUUUCCUUUCUUAUACUAAGAAAAAUAGGUUUUCAUUUACUCAUUUGCACGACACUGAAUCCUUCUAUUUGUAUUCAGAUGAUGAUGAAAUUGUGGAAACAACAUGGGUUGUUAAAGUGGGUGACAAAAAUGUAACUGAUAAAGACCUACUCAAUUUCCUUAACAAUCACACGGAUGUUGGAGAAUUAUUCGAAAAAGCUAUGAAAGGGAAUGGUAGUGAUGCUACGGAUAAAGAUGGGAUAGAAACAGAAACAUCAUGGUUUACAGCACCAAGGAGUGAAAAACUUAACAAUGAGAAAAUUAUGAAGUUUCUGGAUAAGGACACUGAUUUGGAUCAUAUGCUAAGAACAUUAUUUCCAGCACAAAAAGAUGCAAAAAGCCCAAUUAAAGUAUUAUCAUCAAAGACAUUUUGGUUAUCGGAUAACUUUGAAAAAGAAUUAAAUGCUUUGGAUAUAACAGGAAUUUUGAAAAAUUCAACUGAACUCAAUAAUAUAAUUAAUGCACACCAAAUUCAUCUUCUCUGA